UAAUAAGAUGAUGCUAAGUUUCAGCUUCAUCUGCAGCUUCUGUUACAAUUAAGUCGUGUUGGUGUUUCUACAUUUCUAAAAUUGCUCUAGCCAUCACAAGCCAUUUGGCGAUUUGUAAACGAUUGUUUUAAACGAAUGAGGUAUGCACAAAAGAUCAUGUCCAGGACCGCUAACAAGAAAAACAUUACUGCCAAAAAACAUACGACUACGAUAUGUCAUAUGACUGAAAACGACACGUCACAUAACUGACAACGACACGUUUGAUGACUGGCAAGCUGUUAGGAAAUGGCGUCGAAACCGUUUUGAUGCGGACCUUUAAUUGCCUUUGUCGUCAAUCAGGCCUGGCAAUUCAAAUUAUUGACUUUUUAAAAAAUAAUUUCUAAAUACUGACGUUUAAUAUGGUUUUCACUUUUCUAUAUCUAGUUCACAUAUCCUGGAGUGACUGGUCUGCAUGGUCCGACUGUUCUCAGUCAUGUGACAGAGGCAGAAUAAGUAGACACAGGUUAUGUAAUGUACCUCCGCAUUUAACUGAUGGCAUUUGUAUUGGUGGCGAUACAGAAACAGAGGAGUGCGUCAUUCGCGAGUUUUGUCCAUUUGAUGGUCAAUGGGCUUUGUGGUCGACAUGGAGCACCUGUUCUGGGUCCUGUGGUGACGGCGUGGAGACCAGAAACCGAUCCUGCUCCGAUCCAGCUCCUGCUUAUGGUGGAAAGGUGUGCCCGGGACAUGACAUUGAAACAAACCCAUGCAACUUGCAGCAAAGUGUCAAAUAUGACUGCAGUGAUGUGUUAAAACUGGGCCUGUCACACGGUUCGGGUGUGUACAGAAUCACGCCCUGGAACACGCACAAGGAAGUGGAUGUUUACUGCGAUAUGGACACCGAUGGUGGUGGGUGGACGGUGUUUCAAAGACGAUUCGAUGGGUCUAUUGAAUUCAACAGGAGUUUUGUGGAGUACGAGCAGGGUUUUGGCUCACUGGAUGGUGAAUUUUGGAUGGGUAAGUUUUUACGUUAAGUUUUAAAG
Mya arenaria is the source of this 1019-nucleotide messenger RNA. RefSeq names its product semaphorin-5A-like. The coding region runs from base 399 to 1010 and encodes 203 amino acids. The transcript is spliced from 4 exons. Lineage: Eukaryota; Metazoa; Mollusca; Bivalvia; Myida; Myidae. The record is from RefSeq and is a predicted model, not a curated record.